ACGUUGUUGGGACGCAAACCCUAGAAACCGUCCUAAAGCUGAUAAAUUGUCUGAGAUAUUAGAUAAUUGGUAUUGGAAUCUUUAUGAUAAAUUAGAGACUCCUGAAAGUUUAGCAUUCAUGGCUUCUGAUAACAAUAUGCCACAACCAGGUAGUCAAACUUCUAGUAGAGCCGUAACGCAGACGCAUCCACUUGCUUUUUACACGAGUGGAUCUUUUAGUUUUCAGAAUCUUCCUAUACCAGUGAAUUCUCCUUCAAUUAAUUAUCGAUCAAGCUUGGUUUCUUAUAGUGGCAUGACCCGCGACAUAGAUUUUAGGACUGUCCUUAAUAAAGACGAACCUAAUGAGCAUAUAAGGCAUCUUGAUAAAACAACUAUAUUAGAAUCCGGAACCAUGAAAUUCGAACCUUCAACAAUUGAUGCUUCUGCUACAUCAGAAG
Messenger RNA from Dentiscutata heterogama, 437 nucleotides. Lineage: Eukaryota; Fungi; Glomeromycota; Glomeromycetes; Diversisporales; Gigasporaceae. The record is from the annotation of a GenBank genome assembly.